GUCCACCGAACGGUUCGGCGGCCGGCGCCAGCUCUGCUCCUAUUUAUGACUCACGCUGUGCCGUCGGGCUUUCAAGUUCGUCCACGCCCGGCGUCGCCGAACUCCGCGCACGCACGCUGUCUCGAUCCCGCCGGUGCGACAGCGAGCAUCUCGAGUUCCACAGGAGGUUUGAAGCAUCGUCAUCAACACGAUGGAUGAGUACCCCCUGAUCAGAGACCACCGUACGCUGCUUCAAGGCCGCGGCGUGAUCGGUGCUGAAGGAUGCCUUGGCAUCCGCAGUUCUGAAGGCAAGUCUGCCCCAACACAAGAUGACCGCAAGAACAAGAGGAAAAAAGACAACAUGUUCGACUCCGACUGGCCGGAGCUGGUCAGCUUAGACGAUUUCGAUCCAAGCCCGAGAAAUUAUUUUGAGAUAGGGAGCAAUUAUUUUGAGGACACACUAUGGUCCUCAGUUUUCUCACCAGAAGCUCGGCUUGUACCAAGCAGCUACUUCGACGAUAUCGAUUUCUCGAUUGAUCGAGAUGAGAACACCGUUCUCAAGACAAAUCCGACAAAAACCAAGCAACAGAAGCAAGUGAUGCACGUGCCAGCUCUGAACGGAUUAAGUGAUGCACCUCUGAAUUGUGAUGCACGUGCCAGCUCCUCUUCCGGCAUUUCUGCUGCUGAACUCUUCGUCCCCUUUGAUAAUAUGGAACUCGGAAACCAAAUAGGUUGCUGCGAGGGACUAGAGACAAUUCUUUCCCCGAGUCAUGAAAUGCAAGUCCCGACGGCAUCUAGCAGCAUGUGCAGUGGAGAAACGGUAGCUUCACCAACUUUCUCAGGGCCUGAUUCCGUUGCUCCCCACAUCCCUCGUCCUUCGAAGAAGCCGCACGAUCCAUUCAGAGGGGCUCCUGAUAUGAUCCUCGAGGAGAUGGCUGAAAACCCACUGGACAUGUACUUCCCUCCGCUGGCAACGUAUCAGCAGCAGCCUGAAAAGCCGACGAGCGACGCCACUUCGGCACAGAAGCAUCGGUUCCCUGAAGAGUUUGCAGGCAGUCAUUCUCUGAACCGUGCAGAGUCACAGCUCUGCUCGAAGGAGAUGGCUUCUGCAGGGUUACAUGGGCAGCCUAGCUCGGCAAUGGUUCUGGAAGCCGUGCCGGUGAAGGAACUUGGCUUCCAUAAGCUUCAGGAAGGCAUGAAUCAGCUGGAUCUGGCAAUUAAAGGGCGCAUAAGGGACGCCUUAUAUCGGUUGGCCAACGGUGUCGAACAGAGGCAUGUUGCUGCCGGUUCAAGUGGACGGGUGGGAUCGUCAGGCUCAAAGAGUGUCAUGCCUCGCAGGUUCAGAUCGGGCCAUGGAUGGACCGAAACACAGACGAACCCCAUGGAUCAGGCAGUAGCACAGCUGCUUCUGAAGAAACCCUCUUACGGGAAGGCUGCCCAGCCGCACCGUGUGACAUAGUCUCCUCCACAACCACAAGAGACCCGAGCCGACUCUUUUGCGGCAGUGCAAGAAUUGCAAUAAUCCAUUUGCAUCCUAUUCUGAAAGACUGAAGUAUGUGACACCUGAAUAUCUGAUGACGAUGCAGUUCCAUCUAUCGUACAGCUCUGAUGUACUCUGAAAGUGUGCUGCCCAUGCAUGAAAACUUGUAAAGUAUUAUAGCGCUGCACCACCAGUAGAUGACAGUAGAAGUAUGCUUUACCAUCAAAGUAGAAGUAGGGCUGGAAACGCUCGAGCAAUGUGUAUUAUUUGGAGAUUGGGCUACUUAAAUAUUGGGACACUUUAA
Molecule: messenger RNA, 1763 nt
Organism: Panicum virgatum (switchgrass)
Lineage: Eukaryota; Viridiplantae; Streptophyta; Magnoliopsida; Poales; Poaceae
Exons: 6
Coding region: 191-1438 (415 amino acids)
Biological process (GO): circadian rhythm; regulation of DNA-templated transcription
Source: RefSeq, a predicted model, not a curated record